AUGGCUUCUCUUUGGAGGAGCCGCGGAGUGUGGCGAGGCUGCAGCCGGAGUGAGUGCGCCAGGGAAUGGCUGGGCCAGGCUGGCGGGUGUGGGGAGAGAAACCUUCCCAUUCCCCAUUGAUUUGCACGGCCCCUUUCAGCACGUGGGGAGCUGCAGUGCUUUGCUUUCCCAAGUGAAGGAAUGGUGGUUUCCCACCCACCCAUUUGCCCUUCGAAAGCAUGAUUUAUUUAUUUUUUGCACGCUGGGGCCUGCUUGUAUCUUGAAUUUUUAAGCCAAAUGAGGUAGGCGCCUCAUAUAUUCCAAGCUGAACCCUGUAGGUUCAUAACGAGUUCAGAGGCUGUGAGCUUUGGAUCCAGUUUUGCUCUUUGUGGGUGGCGCCGUGGUCCUUCCUCUCUCUCUCUCUCUCUCUCUCCAGAGAUAUUGCAGCUUGGUAAACCUUAUGCUUUGCUAAGUUUCAAUAGGGCGAAUAGGAAGUCUAAUUUGUGAUUAGGGCAGUGUGUGCUGCUGGGAUAGGGCACUUUUUGAUGUGCUCUUGUGCAGUAUACAGAAGCUUUGUGCUGUGAGCAGGGCCCAUCCGUUUUGUAUGUUCUGAAUAAUUUGACUGGCAUAUAUAUUAGUGGACAGAUAAUAGUGGCACCCUAAACAUUUACAGGGACACACCUGCCUUUUUAAAAAAUGCCUUUUGUUUUGUGUGCAAGUGGGAGGAGGAAAAACACUGUGAUUAUUCCAUCCCACAACUUUUAAAGGGUUUGCCAUAACUCCUGCACCAUUUUUUGGACUUUGAAAUGUAUUUUAUGUAUUUUUUCCAAAGAGCUCAAGCUACUUCUCCCUUCCCAAUUAUGCUCACAACAGCCCUGUAUGCUAGGUUAGGUUGUGCAGUGUGUCUUGCCCAUGGUCACCAAAUGAGCUUCAUGAUGUGAGUGAGGAUUCAAAACUAGUUCUCCCCAGUACUAGUUCAAUACUGUAACCACUACACCAUGAUGAAAAUUUCCUCCCUUCCUUCAGUUACAGCAGUGAACAUAUUAAUAGUAAUUUCCUGUACAACACUGGUACCCCUCUCCCUAAUGUAGCAUGUGGUGAUAAGACUAUUAAGCUGGAUCAAGUUAGUUCUAGCUAUGAAAAUAUGGAUGUGUGGAAAGGCCCCUGAAUACUGGCACAGCAGUAUUGCUUUUAGAUCCAACUUGUUGGUAAGGUCUAAUAGAAUUGGUUAUUUAAAGAACAUGUUUGAACUUCUGAAUAUAUGAAGUACUUUUUUCUUAUGCUGAUUAUUCAUUAUAGAUAUUGAUGGUGAGUAAUGAACUUACCUAAUAGUUUCAAAACUUGUCAACGUCUUGUUUACUGCAACAUUUUUUGAUAAUAUAGAAGUUAUCUACUAUUCCACUUACCGUAGAUCCUUAGAGCUUGCUUCCAAAGAACUGUUCUGGAAUGGGAUUGUUUUGUUUACUAAAAUGAAGCAAUAUGCUGUUUGAUGAGACUUCUUUUAUUUCCAGGGCUUGUUUCAACAGCUCCCGCUCCUCAACUCUCAGUAGCUGAGAUUGCUCAGAUGCGCAGUGAGCUCUUCACAAAAGAGAAAGAGAGACAAUUGUCACUUUAUCCACGAAUUGAGAAGAUUGAAGUUAAAUAUGUUGGCAAACCUAAUCCAGGCACUUUUUUAAUAAUGAACAAAGGGCUUUCCACUCCUUACACUUGUGCUAUGCGUAAGUACUUUCAAAUGGAGGGCUGUAGUUAUUUCACCCUUAAGCCAAAUGGCAAAUCAAAACCACACUUUUUAAAAGACGGAAAGUGCAUCAGCUAAUCUUAUAUGAAGAAGAAUGUCCUUGUGAUAAAUGUUCCUUUUUUUAGUAAAUCUAGUUCACUGUUCCAAAGGUAGUACAAUCAGGUCCAUUACCCAGUUGCUCCUGUACCCCAUUCAGAAAUCUCUCCCUCCAUAGGUUACUCCCAUCCCUUUAUAUUUUAUCAUCUAUUAAUGGGGCCUAGCAAUCUGGUAUGUUGAGAGUAGAGGUCCCCCCCUUUCAUGGGCCCCCAUUCCUUUAGGAGUAACCUGCCAAUGGAAGACAGAGCCACUCUUUCUGUCUCUCACUUUCAGGUGUUCAGUCUUUCUCUCCUGCAUCCUAUUCUUCCCUGCCCAACAGGUUGCUUGCAUGGGGAGGCAGACUGCUCUUCCAAGGACUUGAAUGAUCCCUUCCAGGUGGUUUUCGAAAUUAGGCUGAGGUCCAGUGGUUUUCCACCCUUUUUAAUUUCCAUCAUUGUUAGUUCCACCUUUCCCUAGCCAUCAAAAGGAUGCCUGCCUGAUUUUUAAUUUCACAUCUAUCAGGAAUUCCUAACAAGCUAAGAAGGAGAAGUAUGCUCCAUCCAUCCAAUUUCUUUACAACACUCUACAAGAUGAUCUAAAAAAAAUAAAUAGGCUGACUAGGUCCUCUCUUUUCUCUUCUGUUAUCCCAAAUGGUUUUGAGCUCUGAUAGUGUCUGGCAGUGAAGGCUGAGCAACAGCUGGUCCAUGGAGAAUGCCGCUGCUGCUCACUCUUUUUUAAUUGAUGGUUUAUUGUCUGGCUGAUUAUUGUAAACAAAGUACAACUAUACUAUCACUGUUAUUUUGCUGUACUUUUUGUACUUUUUCUCCUUUCCUAGAUUUAAGUGAAUGGCACAGUAAGAGAUCCAUACUUGCCCUUGUAGAUGGACAAAUCUGGGAUAUGUACAGGCCUUUGACUCGCUCCUGUGAAAUUCAGUUUCUUACUUUCAAAAGUGAGGAUCCAGAGGAGGUUAACAAAGUAUGUUUGUACCAUUUUUCUUCACAGUGUUUUCUUCCCUUUGAGUUGAAGCUUUUUUUGAAUAAAACCUAAGGAAGAGAAGGAUUUGGAUCUUGUGUGUUGAAUACAAGCACAAAGAUGAGGGCAGAAAAUAAUUGGUACAUAGUCAUACAUGGUUACUCUUUAUGUAUCAUUCAGAAUAUUUAGCUUCCUGGUUUUCUUCUAUUUUUAAAUCACACACUUCUGUAGUACAUUUAUAUCUCUUUCCACAUAACUGCAUAAGCAAUACCACUCUUGUUUAUAGUAGAACAGUAAGAAAUGCAGGACAAUAAGGGUUGAAUCCAGAAUAGAUCUAUUUUACUCUGAAAGAGGAAGGCAGGGAAGGAAACUCCCCCAAUUUCUCCUUUACCCUGUGUGUUCUGGAAAGCUCUCCAGAAAAUUGUGAGACCCUCUGGAAUAGUGUGGGAAGCAGGUUGAGGAGACAGGAAAAAGGAGGAAUCAUUGAUGAUCACUUACUCCUUUUCCUCUGUCAGAGAGUCUCUGUUGGAUCUUGGUGCUUUCCAAAAAUGGAAAGAGUCUGGCCAUUCCUGUAAUGGGAAAUCCGGAUCCUACCAUAUAGCAAACAAUUUCUGGAAAGAUUUUGUAUGUGUGGCUCUGUUCUAGAGGGCUUCAUAUCUUUCAACAAUUACUAGUCCUACACAGUACAUGAAAAUGGAGGACAGCUCCACUCCUCACAUUUCCACUUCUCUACCACAAGCAAACUUUAUGUCAGAAGUGAGGUGGAGAGAUAUCCAUGAAUAUUAGCAGCUGUCUUAUUGCAUCUUUUGAGACUAUUAUGCUCUGUUUUCACUUGAACUGAACUGUCUUGGCAUGAUGUUAGAAUAAAUAAAGUUUGUUUGAAAUCCUUUGUUGCAGGCCUAUUGGCGCUCUUGUGCUAUGAUGCUGGGGUGUGUAUUAGAACAGGCCUUUAAAGAUGAAUACCCAGUCACUCUUGUUAGGGCUCCGGAAGUGCCAGGUAAAUGUUUUGCUGUUGCAAACUUUUAUUGUUCUUGAAAGUUGAUGCAUUGUAUAUUGGAACACAUGUAGAAGGUUCUUUGAUUAAAGGUCUGCUUAAUUUAUGCAUUUCAAAAGCUCUGGUAAUUUAGGGUAAUUCUAAUCUCGUAUUAGUGGACUUCCCCAUCCUCUCCUCAGCCCUGUAGUGGCCCCUUGCCCUGUGUGAGGAGAUUGGGGAAAGAGAAAACCUGUUUUUCAGAUGGAUCAAAUAAUUGUUAUCUGUUUGCCUCAUUAAUGGCCAUUGCCAUAUCUUGUAGCAGACAAUUCUAUAAGUUAGUUAAAAGUUGAAUGACAAAACACUACUUAGCUGUUUGGAAUCUAUUGUUAGUCAACUUCAUGGAAUCUCAGUGUAACUUACCUCUGAUAAAAAUUGUAGAAAACAUAAAAGGUCUGAGCAGAUAAAAAUGCUUUCACCUUUGCCGAAAAGAGAACAACAUAGACACUGGGAGAACCUCCCUGAACCUUCCUUAAAAAGGGACUUCCAAAGAUGAAGUGCAAGUGUAAACCCUUUUCUCCAGUCACCAGAAGGUGGUGAAACCCAGAGCAGGGCAUCAGAGGUUGACCUUAAUAGCUACCCAGGUUUUAUUUAUCUUUCCUGUAGAGAAAAUGCCCCACCCCCUAUGGUCAUUGUGGUUGCUCUCCUCUUUUCCUACUCUAGUCUAUUGCUACCCUUUUUAGACGGUGCAACCAUAAUCAUACCCAAUAUUCCACACUGGCUGCACCAUAAACAUGUAUAUGAGCAUUCCGAUACUGUAGGAAGCCCCAUAUGUUGGCUACCAUUAGGAUUGCAAAAUAGGUUUAGUUCAGACUUAACUUCAAAAAUUACUCAUUUUCUUUUGGAUCUUGACUUGCCAUGCAGUGAUAUCUGGAGCUUUUUGCUACGAUGUAAUCUUGGACAGCAGGCUGGACGACUGGAAACCAACUGCUGUAAGUAUGAUGAUUCACUAGACAUGUUCCAGUGUACUCUUUAUUUGGGGGAUAAUUGGUUAUUCAAUGUUACAAAAUACAGGGAAAUUUUCACCAAACACAGAUCUACUUGCCGGCAAAUACUGUCCAGUAGAUGUUGACUAGGAUGUAUCCAACAUUGCCUGUUCCCGAGCAGAAGAGGGUUCUGCUUGUGCAUCGGGAUUUCCUCUUCCUCUCCUUUCCUCUUCUUCAUGCCCUUAAAAUCUGCUCCAGAGGAGUGUGGGACCCUCUGAAACAAAUCUUGGGGGCACAUAGGAUGCUUGAAGACGGAGGAGAGGAAGAGGUGAGAGGAAAGCUGCUUAUGCAUUGUUGGAGUCCACCCUGAGUUGGCUCCCACCAGCAAAGAUGACUCUUGCCUAUUUCCUUCUUCCAUCCCUUGUCUCUCAUCCCCUGAAAAUCUGUUCCAAAGGUUCCAAAGCAAUAUGAGAGACAGCACAGAAGGUUGCAGGAUGGAAGGAGAAAUAGGUGGAAAAUGCUUAUUUCUCUUCAGCGCAUAGGGUCUUCUAUUGGAUCUCAGUACCAUCCAUGAAUUUCAGAAGCUCUUCUGUUCACAGAAGUCUCCUUAAGAUCCAAGCCAUAGCACUGCAUUCAGGCUUGGAGUCACAUCUUGGGGAAAUUUAGGUCUGCAUUGGCAAAACUUUAUUUAGGAUAGUCCUUUUCCAGCAUACCUGUUAUUGACUGAGCAGAACAAGGCAUCUGGAAUUACUCAAGCAUUUGUAUUAUAUGGUGUAAGGCAGGGGUAUGCAACCUAAGGCCCAUGGGCUGGAUGCGGCCCAAUCGCCUUCUAAAUCCGGCCUGUGGUCCGGGAAUCAGUGUGUUUUUAUAUGAGUAGACUGUGUCCUUUUAUUUAAAAUGCAUUUCUAGGUUAUUUGUGGGGCAUAGGAAUUCGUUCAUCCCCCCCCCCCAAAAAAAAUAUAGCCCGGCCCACCACAUGGUCUGAGGGACGGUGCACUGGCCCACGGCUGAAAAAGGUUGCUGACCCCUGGUGUAAUGAUAGCAGUAUAUUGUGUACAGGAAUAUAUAGGGUAUAUUCCUGUAUACAAGGGUAGCAGUAUAUUAUGUACAGUAUAUUGUGUACAGGGUAUUGUGUUUGCGCAUGUACAGGAAGUGUGUGUAUGUAUAUGUAAGGAAACACAAGUGGACUGGUUGGAUGCUAAAAUGCAAUCUUUCCCCAACCUCCAGGCAGUUUAGACUACAAGUCUCAUCAUCUCUGGCCAUUGAGCAUAGAGGCUGGGACUGAAGGCAGUUGGAGUAAGCUGAGGAAUAGGGAGGCUCAUCUAUUCCUGUUACUGCUCUGGUAUUUUCUCUAAUUAGUGAUAACCCUGUGGAUAGCUCAGUCAGUAGAGCAUGAAAUUUAAAAUCUCAGGGUCGUGGGUUCAAGCCCCAUGUUGGAAAGAAGAUUCCUGCAUUGCAGGGGGUUGGACUAGAUAACCCUUGUGGUCCCUUCCAAUUCUAUGAUUCUAAGCAUUAAAAGAAAUGGAUUUUUAGACCAUUUCCGCUAAAUAAAUGCGGAAACGAAAAGGUCUCCAGAUAAAGAUCAAAAUAGCUAUGCCUCAUUUUGUAGUGUGCACAGUAAAAAUGAUUCUCUAGAAAUGAUUCCUCCCCUUUUAUUUGUAUUAGUUUCAACAGUGAAAAUGAGAAUUAAUUAACUACAAAUUAGUCUUUAUAAACUGAGAUUGACCUUCCGAUGCAAGAGCUUGUAUAAUAGAGAAGGUCUAUUACAGAGCUUUCUGAGCUGUUGUGUCACGACACGUUUGUGUCGGCUGCAGUGUGUAGGUGUGUCGUGCGAACGCUCCUGCGCUCCUCCUGGGGCUGGAAAGGGGGUUGUUUAACCUCCAGUUUGCUAGUAAAACUGAAUUACCAUGUCACAAAAUGAUGCAUAUCUAAAAUGUAUGCCACCAACAUGAAGCGUUUGGAAAUCUCUGGUCUCUUAUUUAAUCCGUAAAUGCAGUUUCAGGCUGGUUCCAAAGUAACUACUAUUCGCCUUACUUGGAAGUAAAGUAGUGAGAGCACUUUUCAUGGGUGGCUGUAAAACCAAAGAAGCUAAAUAAUGGUCUGCCCAUGGCUUCAAAUCUGUUGUCAUACUACAUUUUCAGCCAUACUGAUAUCAAAGUGCUCUCUGCAUCCUCCAAGAGUGAUAACUGAUGCUUUCAAUGGGCACCUCCCAGGAACUGCAGGACUGCAGGGUUAAAUUUAUUAGACUUUCCCCAUUAACCUAAAUUUGUUCCAUGCAUCUCCACCCAGUCUAUGGGGGGGUGGGGGAAUGAAACAUUACAACAAGGAAAAAUCACCAGGAACAGUUAAUAUUUACUAUCUGUUGUCUCUAUAUUGCAUUGUCUUGCCUUACUCCAAGGCUGAGCAUAGGCAAGACUUAUCCUAAUUGGUUUGGCCUUGGAAAAUCCACUGGAGGAUGAGGGCUAAUCCUUACAUAGCAUGGAUUUCAGUCAUCUGAGCUAACUUGCAUUCUGUAUUUCUUGCUUGUCUUGUUGAUCUGUGUAUACAUACAUUUUUUCUUCUUUUCCAAGGAAAGUCUCCAUUCUCUUACAAAAGACGUUAACAAACUAAUUCAUAAAGACCUUCCAUUUGAAAUGCUGGAUGUUGAUGCAAAAGUGGCGCUUGAAAUUUUUCAACAUAACAAGUCAGUAUUACUAUAUUUUGUUUAAUAGCACAUGUUGUUUAAAAGCAGGCCACCUGUAUCUUCUGCUGAAAUUGUGUAUUGUUUUCCACGAGAUAAGUUUUAUAUAUAAUUUAAAUGAGUUUUAAAGCUGAUCCAAUUGGUUACAUUAAACAAUUACAGUGGUACCUCGGUUUACGAACUUAAUCCGUUCCGGAAGUACGUUCUUAAACCGAAACGGUUCUUAAACCGAGGCAUGCUUUCCCUAAUGAGGCCUCCUGCCGCCAGUGCCCUUCCACCAUUUGGAUUCUGUUCUUUGACUGAGGUAAAGUUCUCAAACCGGGACACUACUUCCGGUUUUGUGGAGUUCAUAAACUGAAUUGUUCGUAAACAGGACUGUUCUUACACCGAGGUACCACUGUAAUGUUAAUUUUCAGCUACUAAGGUACUGACCUGAAGUUUUGCCAGUAGAUGGCACUACAGUUGCUGGUAAUUAAAGGAAUGUGGAACAAGUCAGAUCAACCAAGCAGCCAUAUAUGUUAUGCAUACCUGUGAGAGAGCUUACAUAUGCAACUUAUUUUUUUGCUGUGUAGUAGAUAGUCUAAAUUAAUCUACUACAAAGAGUGUUAAUGAAUAUAAGUAAAGGGAGAUGUGUUGUCUAAGAGAAACAAUGUGCUUAAGCCUGAACGUAUAGGCAUCUAUAAUGCUAGAAUAUUGUGGAGCUUGAAAUGUAUCUGAGUUAACUUCACUGUCACUGUUUGUUGUGGAUUUGAGUAGUUAACAGGAGGAAGCCGUCUCCUACUGCUUACCCAGGACUGGCGGACUGUAAGAAAGAUGCUCUUUUGGCAAUUUCUUGAGAAGAACUCCUUGGAAAGAGGGCGGUUGAACCUAGUAGUUAGGAAGGAAAAAUAUAAGGCUAUGAAUAUGCAAAGAAGUGUGGCAUAAUGUGUAUUCUUCCAGUUUGGUUAUGAUCUUCCACUUUAUACCUUGUGAUGUUGAGUUAUGAGCCUCUUUUCUGGUUCUGUAGGUACAAAAGGGAGUUAAUUGAACAGCAAGCUUCACAGAACUCUGAAAGAAUAGUAAAAUUGCACAGGUGAGCAAAAUCUUGUUUGCCUUUGUUUCAUAACUAGGAUUACAUAUAAAUAUAGACAGAGAGCGUGCAGAGACAGAGAGGAUUCCUUGUAACUGUGAGCUACCUGUCAUCAAGUCACAAAAGUGAUUUGAACUUCCCCAGAUACAAUGAAGGUACAAAUAGGCAACUUGUUUAACAGCGUUCAGUUGUAUUCUAGUCAUGGGUUGAGACUGUGGGGAUAUUUUACAUUGAAGAGCAGCAUAGCAAUGAAUCACAUUUUAAAUGUGUUUGUAUGUAAUACAGUGGUACCUCGGGUUAAGAACUUAAUUCGUUCUGGAGGUCUGUUCUUAACCUGAAACUGUUCUUAACCUGAAGCACCACUUUAGCUAAUGGGGCCUCCCGCUGCCACCAUACCACCACCGCGUGAUUUCUGUUCUCUUCCUGAAGCAAAGUUCUUAACCUGAGGUACUAUUUCUGGGUUAGCGGAGUCUGUAACCUGAAGCGUCUGUAACCUGAAGCGUAUGUAACCCAAGGUACCACUGUAUUCAGUACUUGUGAGUUGGAUCUAGAGUUCCAAGAGCAGAGUUCUGCUUACAGGAUAGGGAGCUCUCGGGCUUUGACUUCUUCUGCCUAGAAUGUUCAAAAUGCCUUAAACUGACUUUUAAAAAUCAAACUGCUACAUGUCAGUUGUCCUAUUUACUAGAUUCCAUAGGCUAGGUUUAUUAUGGUGUUACCACAAUAAUCUGGUACCUUACCUUUUGGGGUCCCAAAAGAUGCAUCUCCUCUGUCAAUGCAGGUGACACAGAUAAUAGCACAUUUACUUCUUGGUUCCUCCUAUAAACAGCUUCACCUAUAAACAACAUCAGGUUUUCUAAAAGAACAGUUCUGAAAUCUACUGACUAUUGGUGCAUCGCAUUGGCAGGACUUUUGUUUUGCAGUAAAUGAGACAAAUGUUUGGUGGAAAUACACUUUAAAAAAAUAAUUAAAGUUAUUAAUCUUUCUUUGUUUUUGCUUUCAAUCAGGUUAGGUGACUUUGUAGACAUUAGCGAAGGUCCGCAGAUUCCCAGAACCAGCCUAUGUCACCAGUAUGAGGUGACAGCUGCUCAUAAUGUUCCAAGCGCUGAGUCUGAGCUUAUGCGGAGAUUCCAGGGUCUCUCUGUUCCAAUUUACUUAAAGGUAAGUCAUCAAUUUGCUUAUAGAUAUUUGUGAUUGAAGUAAGGAACAUAAAAGAUGCUUGUUAUGUGGAUGUGUCUGUCUUACUUUUUUUCCAUGAUCAGGGCUUCAGUAUAAGGUGCGUUAGUAGCUUCAGUUAUCCCGUUAGACAUGAGAUAUAGCACUUUUAGUUCCAAUGUGUAGUUCCACUACUCUUUUUUGUAGAAUAAGUAGAAACUCAUUCAUUAGAAACCUGUAAAUUAUAAAUGGCACGAAGAGGAGGAAACCAAAAAUUGUUAUACAGCAGUCAUAGAAGUGUUGUUUCCCCCCCACUGUUGUGGAAUUACAAAUCCCAUCAUCCCUGACUUUUGGCUGUGCUGGCUGGGGCUGAUGGAAGUCCAACAACAUUGGAGCAUCCCGCCCCCAUUAAAUGGCUUGAUUUUUUGAGUUUUGCCAUAGGGAGCCUUCUUAUGUUAAUUAAAUUUCUUUUUAACUUAAUUGUUAGGUUUUUGUUCUUUUUUUUAAGGGAAAGGCUGGGUGCAAAUGUUAUUUAAUUAAUUAAAGAACAGCUUGAAUCACUUUCAGUAUCUAAAUAUAAAUUUGACGUAGAAGACCAUCUGUUCCUUUUAAUGAAGAACAAAAAGCAGCACAGCCUCUUUAAGGUUCCUAACCUAGAUGCCCUCUGCAGCAGAUUUUGGGCGGGGGGCGGGCAGGGAGGGUAUGAGCGGAGAAGAAGGGGAAGUCCUGUCACACAAUUGAAAUUCUGUUUAUGUGAUGUUGGAUGCUUCCCUAAAGGGGUCUGUUUCCACUUCUCCCAACCAGACCAUUUAAUACUAUUUGUUGGUUGUCCAUUUGCAACAGUAAUUAGAUCUUUCUUGUAUAGCGUAGAGAACAACCUUGUUAAAGGUGUUAAACAGCAUGUGUGUGUUGGAUCAGUGCUCCCUUUGCAGUUUUUGUCAAGAGCUGAAAUAAAUCUCUCUGUACAUACUUAAAUAAAUUUGUUACAAGCAUGUGCUUGCAUUUAGGAAUCAUUUUAUGUCCACACACAAACACACACGAGUUGUUUCUAUUUAUUUGGGGUUUUUAAAAACUCAGUUUACAAAGUCGCUUACAAGAAAAGGUAGCAUGAUGCAGUUGAUACAGAUAUUUGAAAAAAAUUGAUACUCUUAUUCUGGCACUUAAAGUUAACUUGUUGCUUACUUUCCUUUUUUACAUUAUAUUUUACUAAUAAACAAAAUAAACCAAAUACAAACAGUAUAAAGAAAUACUGUUACAUUUUAAGUUUUAUCUUGCUAAAUCAUACUGGAGAAAGCCAUUGAAAUCAGUGGGCUUAAUUUAGUCAUGGCUAACUAGUCCACUGAUUACAGUGAGCCAGCUAAGAGUAUGACUAAGUUGGAUAAAACCCUCUUGAGUAGUUAUUGUGAAACUGUAGUGAUGGAAGUUCUUGUCAGAGUAGUUGUUGUCAUAGGCCAUUAAAGUAGACAUGGUAAGACAUCUGUCUGGCUAUAUACUUGACUGCACCCUUUCACAUUCCAGCUUCAUCACACAAUAUGGCACAGGUUGCGGGAAAGGUCGCGAAACCUAGUAAGUCUAGUUGCAUUAUUAUUAUUAUUAUUAUUGUAAUUUGAAUUAUUGACAUGCUAUCUUUGGGUAUUUAAUGUUUUAUUUCUUAGAGGGCUAAGGAUCAAAUGUAUACAAAAAUGCAAAUUUUAAAUUAUCAGUUUUACAUGAUCCAUAUUAGCCCAUCUGUUGAAAGUUUUGCUGCUUAUUUGUAAAACUUCAAAAAGUAUGGGAACUUUGCUUUGCAAUCCCAAUUUGCAUAUGUAACUAAAACAGAACUGUAAUUUCCUCCAAUAUGGUGUGUAUUAAUAGAACAGUUUUCAGUGAGAAAGUGUUAAUGCCUUAAGAUGGAGGAAAUUAGCAUUUCCCAGGGGAGGUAAAAGCUAUGCUGUGUCUUUGCCAUUCAUACAUCAGAUGCCACAGUUUUGUUGAGAAAUCUCCAUGUUGAGAAAAGAGUGGCUGCUAAUAGACAGGUUGUUUAAUAUGAGCGCAGUGUUUCUUCACUUGCUCUAAAUGAAGGAGCAAGAAGACUUGGAGCUGGUGCAAGUAGCAUAUGAGAAUAUAUGCUUCCAGUAAAUUAUUUACUGUGUUUUGCAGAUCAGUGAAGACAAAAUGAAAGAAGCAAAAGAUGAAAAUGAAAUCUCAAAUACUGAAUCGGUCUAA
Messenger RNA from Podarcis lilfordi (Lilford's wall lizard), 11826 nucleotides. The record is from the annotation of a GenBank genome assembly. Lineage: Eukaryota; Metazoa; Chordata; Lepidosauria; Squamata; Lacertidae.